AUGGUGUGCAAGUCUUGUUGUAAAGAAGAGAAGAAGAAGAAAUAUAAGAGAGGCCUUUGGUCUCCUGAAGAGGACAGUAAAUUAAGAAGCUAUGUUCUCAGAUACGGCCAUGGACAUUGGAAUCAAGUUCCUCAGCUAGCUGGCCUACAACAAAGGUGUGGAAAAAGUUGCAGGCUCAGGUGGAUCAAUUACUUGAGGCCAGGGCUCAAACGUGGGAGCUUUUCCCUGAAAGAACAAAUGAUUAUCAUCAAUACACGUGAAAUUAUAGGGAACAGGUGGUCUGAGAUUGCUUCGAUGCUUCCUGGGCGAACUGAUAAUGAGAUAAAGAAUUUCUGGCAUACCCAUUUGAAGAAGAAGCUCAAAAUGAACAUUUUGUGUAGUGAUGGCAAUGCCCACAAAACAAAUCGCGAGGAAACCGUGGUGUGUAGCAGCACAAGCACAACUAUGGAAGCAAAUGACCUGCAAAUGGGUUUUUUUUAUUCAAAAGAGGAGUUUGAUUUGCAAAGUUCAACAUUUAGAUUUCCUGUAAGUCUUCCAAUGCCAUUAUCUACUGAGUGUUCAACGAUGAACUCAAAUAUUGGGUUUGAAGAUGUCAAGCCCAAUCAUGUGUCCAAAAUUGUCCCAGAAGAUAGCUCUUUGCUGGAUGUUUUGUUUUCUCAAUGGUUUUACUCGGACCAGAAGGAAACUCCCACCAUUAACAUGGCUUCCAAAAGUUUGGAAAUUCCUGAAGAGUGCCCACAAUCGACAACUGACUCAGAAAAUUCCAGCUGCAUAAGUUACCAGUCAGAAUUGUUUGCAAUGUCAGAGGAGUGCCCACUUUCAAAAGAAAUGAAGCACAUUACAAAUUCAGAAUUCACCCCAGGACUACAUGGGCCAAGUGCGAACUUGCCUCCUUUUGAUAGCUCUCUGCCAUGUCAUGAAACUAUUCUCUGCAACAACAUCUCAACAACCUUGGAAAACACAACUAGUAUGAACAUUACAGAAUAUUGGGAUAUCAUGGGCUACAAUGAGGUCGAUUUGGGGAUGCAAUGUGACUCGAAUUUGCUUGAGAUCUGUUCUCUGUUGGAUUUGGAUUUUAGCUGA
This is a messenger RNA of Cryptomeria japonica (Japanese cedar), 1083 nucleotides long. RefSeq names its product transcription factor MYB53-like. Lineage: Eukaryota; Viridiplantae; Streptophyta; Pinopsida; Cupressales; Cupressaceae. The transcript has 3 exons. Bases 1 to 1083 code for a protein of 360 amino acids. The record is from RefSeq and is a predicted model, not a curated record. Gene Ontology annotation, biological process: regulation of stomatal movement.